Molecule: messenger RNA, 5489 nt
Organism: Biomphalaria glabrata
Lineage: Eukaryota; Metazoa; Mollusca; Gastropoda; Planorbidae
Product: mitogen-activated protein kinase 14-like
Exons: 13
Coding region: 73-1227 (384 amino acids)
Biological process (GO): protein phosphorylation; intracellular signal transduction
Cellular component (GO): nucleus; cytoplasm
Molecular function (GO): ATP binding; MAP kinase activity
Source: RefSeq, a predicted model, not a curated record
UGUGAGCGUGUGUCGGGUCAGUGUUAAGGACUACGGACUAGUUUAUAUUUCUUUGUAAUAGUACGAACUGUUAUGGGUAACACAAGCCCGAAGGAAACUAGCUCCAGAGAAACGCAUAUGCCGCGUCCCAAACCGGUGCAUGGACUAAUGGCGGACACUGCGCAACGAAGAGAAGGACUCGUGACUGUGGAAUUAAAUAAAACAUUAUGGGAGGUUCCCAAUCGCUAUAGCAUUCAAAACCCAGUCGGAAUAGGUGCUUAUGGCCAAGUUGUAUCUGCAAUUGACAAAAAAACAGGUGUAAAAGUGGCAAUUAAAAAACUUGCUCGUCCUUUCCAGACUGCAAUUCAUGCUAAAAGAACAUACAGAGAACUUCGUAUGUUGAGACACAUGAAUCAUGAAAAUGUGAUUGAACUAAUGGAUUGUUUCACACCAACUGUUAGACUGGAAGACUUUACUGAUGUAUACCUGGUGACACCAUUGAUGGGGGCAGAUUUAAACAAUAUACUUAAAACACAAAGACUUAGUGAUGACCAUGUACAGUUUCUUAUCUAUCAAAUUCUCAGGGGUUUAAAGUACAUUCAUUCAGCUGGCAUACUACACAGAGAUUUAAAACCUAGUAAUAUAGCUGUCAAUGAAGAUUGUGAACUGAAGAUUUUAGAUUUUGGUCUUGCUCGGCAUACAGAUGAAGAGAUGACUGGUUAUGUAGCCACCCGUUGGUAUAGGGCGCCUGAAAUCAUGCUGAAUUGGAUGCAUUAUAAUCAAACCGUGGACAUCUGGUCUGUAGGUUGUAUUAUGGCUGAAAUGUUAUGUGGAAAACCUCUAUUUCCUGGCAGUGAUCACAUAGAUCAGUUAACCAGGAUUUUGUCCCUGGUAGGGACUCCUAGUGAAGAACUAAUGGAAGAGAUCAAAAGUAAUGAUGCAAAAUUGUUUAUCAAAUCUCUUCCUGUGAUGCAGCAUAAGGACUUCAAAGUAGUUUUUUCAGGCGCCAGUCCACUUGCAAUAGAUCUGAUGGAAAAGAUGCUUGAUCUAAACACCAAGACUAGGCUGAAUGCCACUCAGGCCCUGGCCCAUGAAUAUUUGAAGCAGUAUGCUGAUCCAAAUGAUGAGCCUGAAGCUGAAAAAUAUGACCAGUCUUUUGAAGAUUUAGACUUGGGGAUCAGUGAAUGGAAAAAGCUAGUUUACGAUGAGAUUCAGAACUUCAAGCCAGCACACAGUAUGAUGUCCUAGCAUCUUUCAACGACUACAGGUAGCUCUUGGUUCUUAUCAACCAGACAAUGAUGAUUAUAGUAACAUUCACAGAUGCAAAAGUUAAAGCUUGUUUAUUUGUCUUUGUGACCAAGUGUUGGACUUCAACGUUGUCAUGCCAUGCCAAACUCUUAGCAUGUUAAGAUGGCAAGUCAUUUUACUUACAAACAUAUGCAUUAUACUACCCAUUCACCAUAGAGAGACAUUUCUAAUGUCUACUGAUAAGAAAUUUCAUUUUUAUUUUUAAGGCUGUGUUACAACAAUUCAUUUGCUAUUCAGUAGCUAAAUGAUUGCAUAUUAAAGAAUAAUUAAUGCUGGUAUUCAAGUGAUUGAAAAAUAUAAACUUCAAUACAUAAAAUGUAUUUGUUUUAAAAAGUAAUACUAAAUGCCUGCCACGAUUCAAAUGAAUAUUUAGAAACAUCAUCGAUUAACUUAUUUAUUUAAUCUCCUGUUCCUUAAUACAAAUCUGUGAGUUAUUUACUGCCUCAUAAAUUCUUUAUUUUUCAUACAAAUAAUAAGCUUUUUUAUUUUGUUCCCAUUUGAAAUGUAUUUAUUAACAUUUUUUUUUUUUGUUAACUCCUUUUGUUGAAACAUUUUUUUAAAUGUAAAUGUGUCAGUGAAUUUAUAAGUCAAUUCAAAUGAAACUGAAACUUACAAGUUAAAUUUUCACAGGCAUUUUCUACUUUUCUACAUAAUGAAGCUUUUAAUUUAUUAAUUGUUGGAAGUACUUUCAUUUCGUAGAAUCUUUGUACCUCUAAUGAUCUUUUGAGAAACUAAAAAUGUUUGGGCUGGGGCUUUGUUGGCAUUUUAACUCUUUCUCUCCUAAGUGACGAUACCAGCGUUGAUUCAAUCAAAAUUUGGUAAAUAAUUACAGAGAGAAAGAGUUAAAAAUGGUGACAGCAUCAUAUUUACUGUCAACUAUUCAACUCAGCAGUAAAUUUUAAACAUUUUUUUCCUAGUUCCUAGUGUGAGUUUCUGUAAACUAUUAGAAUAUUUUAUGGGGGAAUAAAAUAUUUAUUUUGUACAUUUUUUUUUAUUUAACUGUACAUUAUGCCUAAAAUGUUAGUCAGGUUUUCCUCAUCUUUGUGGUAGAAAUUUUGUUUUCUUGACAUAAAAACACAUUUGUUUUUUUAGAUACUUUUGUAUUUUCAAUUUAAUGACACUUAAGUUUGAGUGUGUGUGUGAAAGUUGUGUUCUGUUGUUUUUUUUUAAAAUCAUACUUCUGUCAGUUUUUUUCUGCAGGAAUACUUUUGUUUAUAUUUGACCUCUUUAUCAUGAAAUCUCUUUGCUUAAAGGGGGUUAUUAUUCGGUUCAACUUACUUUUUAAAUAAUAACUUGAAAGAAACUUUGGUACAAGUUAUGUAAAACUCACUGGUUUGUGUAAUGUUUCUCGCUUCUUUUUUUUUUGUUUAACUGUUGACAAAUAAAGACAAUGAGACUGAUGCCAUAAAGGCUGUUUGAAUAUCAGGUGAUUGUACAGAAAAGGUCUUGGUGAUGAUCAAACUACUUACAUUAGAAUGUUUUUUUUUUUGUUUUUUUUUUUAUUAUUAUUCAACAUUAUUCUAUAUAUAAUAUAUCUUUGAUGUACAUGUUCAUCCCCUGUUGUUGUAAUUAGUGACUCUUGUUAUUGACUCUGCUUGUACAGUUCUCAACUUUGAUGAUUAUCUGGAUGUAGAAACAACUGUACUGUUAAACCUCGUUGAAACCUCAUCAUAUUAGACUUCAUGGGGCUGCUUUUACAGUUUGAUUGAGAUGCCGUUAACCCUAUUAAACCUUAAAUUCAGGCACUCAGGAAGAUGCAUUAUUGGAGUAAUUGGAUUUGUUAAGUUUGUGAAUUUAAUAUAAUGAGGUUCAAAAUAUAUUUUGUUCUAAGUAGUUUAUUUAAUCAUCUUUUUUCUUCUUGUAUUUUUUUUCUUCAUCCUGUUUCUCCAUUUUGUUUAAAGUAUUACAAAUCAGACAUUAAUAUUUAAUGUGUUGGUUCCAAUGAGUUCAUUAUAUGUAGAGGCUACAUGAUGAAUAGUUAAUUUAAAAAAAAGCAAUAGGCAAAGCUGCAGUUUUUCUCUUGUACUUGCAAGGCUUUUGAUGGUUGGGUUUUUCUGAGUCAAGGUGGGCAUUUUUCGAUGAAAUUAAUUUGCCUAAUUGAAAAAGGAUUUAACAUGUCUAGAAAAUUUUGAUGAUUUAACCUCAGGCUCAAAAUGAAUUGUCUGAUUUUUUAACAAAAAUUUACAGUCCUGUUAAAUUUGCAAUCUGUUAAUCAUUACUAUAAAAUAUUAAAAUAAAAAAAGAAGUGAUCUACAGUUUAGUCCAAGCUGUAGUGUCUCUUCAUUUACAGAGCUCAUUGAUUAUUAUUCACAUGUCUAUUAGUGCAUUUAUUGAGACAUGGUUUUCUAUGUUUUAGGAACUGUGUGACUAAGGUACAUGAUGAAAACACCCUGUGUGCCUACGCUCAAUGUAUACAUGCCUUAAUAAUAAUUCACAUCUUUCAUCUGUAACUCUUGUUGUUUGUACAUGCUUCUAAUCAUAAAUAGAUAGCAUGGUUAAAUGUUAGCGUUCAUGGGGGGAAAAAUAAGAAGCCAGCACCUUUCUCUUGAUUCAUUGGACUUGUUGUAUAAAUGGUGUAUUGUUCAGAACUUUUGUCAAGUGUUCUGUGAUACUCUUUUUAGAGUGCUGGUUGAGAUUUGAAGCUUAUAAGUGAUUCAAGUAAACACAACUUGGAGAAUGUGUCAUCUUGCCAUGAUUUCAUGUUCAUUUCCAAACAAAAAAAUUUACUUGUGCUGUUGUUUUUUUUUAAAUAGUCACAGACUACAAGUUGAGAAGGCUUUGAUGUACUUUAAUGAAGGUGCUAAAUAGUCCUUUAAACAGCUUGUAUGUACAAAUGUGAAUCAUUAGGAUGUGGCAUAGCAACUUAAGGAACUGAUGUUUCCAUUACAUUAAACUUAACAUGCACCUCUGUAGUUUGAUAAAAUUUAGCCAGUAUCACAACUGAUAAAUGUAAUUUAAUGAAAUAAAUAUACAGUUGAUUGGCUAGCUGGGCUCAUUGCAGUUGUAUACAAUAAAACCAUAAUAAAAAAAAAAUGUUUUAAAUAGUAGUUUUUUAUGUGCAAAGUAAUAAACAAUUUUUGUAUUUAUUUUGUGUGACAUAGUUAUGCCUCAAGCGAAUGUGUGGCCAAUAGACUUUCUACAUAGUUUGCUUUAGAUAGAUAUAUUAGGACUAACCUUGAUUAAAGGACAAAAUGUGUGUAGUGUAUCAGUUUUGGCCUGUUCUAAACAGGUUUUGUCCAAUUUACUUACAUGUUGUUAUUACUUUAUUCUUUAGCCAAUCCUUUACAAUCUUUUAAUUUUAUACAUUGGUUGCUAAAUCUGGUCCAAAUUUGUCAUAAAUAAAAAUAAUAAUAAUAAAAGUUGAAUUGCAAGCAUCUUAAAAAAAAUAGUAAUACUCAUAGGUCAUGGGCAUGUAUAUGACUUGAUGGAAACAUUCACUGAUUUAACUAUAUGACUUGCCAUUUACUUUACCAGAACUUAGUUGGAGCCUAAUGGUCUUGUAAAGAAUUACUAGCCAUGAUUAUGCAAGAAAUACUUCUUUCUAGGUUCAGUCCUUGCAUUUUAGUGUGUGUGCCAAACUAAUAUUUUAAUAAUUUUUUUAGCAAUAUUUUUUAGUUAAUAUUUUUUUUAAAUUAAGUUUUUUGUUAGUUUGUAUUUUUUUUUUAAUUGAGAGGGGACUACAAUCACAGGGUAAUAAAUUAAGUAAUAAAAAAUUCUCUGUAAUUUUUCUUUAGGGAGUACAAUUAUGAAGCAAUAAAACGAGUUAUUUAAUUGAUUCAACUGUUAGUGGAUGUUUCCCUUUUUUUUUUUUUUUAUUAUAAAAAUUGCUAAUAAAUUAAUAGCUACUUGAAUCUUUGAUUUUUUUCAGUAUUUAAUGUAUGCUUAUUUUAAUGGAAUAAACUUUUUUUUUUUUUUCUAAUUACAUAUAGAUAUCACCAUGUACAGUAAAAAUACUAAUACAUCAGUUAAAUUUACUGUUCUGAUUUUUUUUUCUUUAGCAACUAUUUUUUUUAAACUUGAUUCUAUUGAUUCUAACGAUGAAUGACUUAUUGAUACUGUUAUGACUAUUGUUGAAUCUGUUCUAUUUUGUCUUAGUUCUUGUCGGCCACUGUACACUUUUUGACAAGAUGCAGAUUGGCAAGUGUAGAUAUACAUCUGUUUCUAUUGUGAAAACUGUAAUCAAAUAAACAUUUUAAAAUCUU